CAUAAUUGGCCAUACUCCUAACACCAUUCCAGCUGAUUGGCGCCGCGCUGGUGCAUGUUAUUCAAUUUGUGGAGUUAGCAUUAAAGAGUGAUCUGAGCUUCGUUUCCAACUCGAGCAAGCCGCUGGCGUUCAAAUCGUGAAGUCUGCGUGAUGUCGAUGAUGGCACUGCACCGCACUCCACCCGGCUGCUCUUCAUAUCCUAAUCCAUGUUCUUUUGUCCUACCUAAACGAUCCACCAGCCAAGCGAAGGUUGGGCGAAGUUUUCCAUAUCUGAGGAUCAUUAACGCUGUAUGCUAGCUGGAACGGUGCCUAAACUUUAGGUGAUGACCGAUCAGGAAGGAAUGCCUCCCUCGCUUCCCCGUAUUUAAACUCGCUCUUCUUCUUCCUCCUUUUCUUCUUCCUUCACACACCUACACAUUCAUCUGUCUCUCUUCAAACACACGUACACAUAUACACACACAAGCUGAAAAAAAUCAUGGCUGGAAAUAAUGCUUCUAGCUUUGCAACAAUGAAUGCAACCGAGCUCGAGAAUGAGCUUGAUCAACAUCUCACAAUUUGGAGGCAGCGUGAUCCACAUGUCAACGGCAACUUCAGGCGCAACUGGGUCAAUUCUCUCGUCCUUUUAAGUCGACCUCUAUUGAACAUCCACAGAUACUCACGGCUUACUACAACGCUUGUAGCUAGGCAAUUUCCCUUCGCGUCCUGAGCUUCAGACUCUCCCAUGCAUCCCAUGUUGCGGCCGUAUCAGCCAAGGUAUCGACAUGAGUGGUAUCGCUAUUGGCUCUCAGCAAGCCCGCUACAUAAUCAACGUUCCCCCUGAUGCGCCUACACAUCGAGAAGCACUACGCAGUAUCAACUGCAAUGGCAAUACUCCGUGUCACCUCUGCCGUCAUUACAUGCUCCAUCGACUCAGCGAAUGUCGAGUUGCUCCGCAGAAUACUGGGUCUUGGGAAAUUGAUGCUCUCAGCAAGGCUGUCCGAUCCUACAAGUAUCUCAAUGAGUGGCAAAAAAGGAUGUCGCAACUUCGCGGCGACGAAUAUGUGCACAAUCAUCAGGACUUCCAGAAGUACCGAAACAUGCUGCUGUUUUGGAUGCAGAUUGAUAAUCAAUGGGGUUGGAUGACUGACGAAACUGUCAUUACUGAUGGAGGCUGGUCUAUUAUGUAGACUCCAAUGCUAUCUGCUAGUCUGCUGAAGACAGACAGGCUGUAUGGAAUAGUCUUUCUUAGGCUUGGGAUCACAAUCAGAAUCAAAUCUAUGUCCACUCAUACUACAGCAGGUUGUGUUCAUAUCCUGCCCCCCAAAAAAAUGUGAAUCAUGCAGUGCUGUACUCGCAGAGGGCGCUGCGCAGGUUGAAG
Verruconis gallopava is the source of this 1357-nucleotide messenger RNA. RefSeq lists its product as uncharacterized. Bases 762 to 1166 code for a protein of 134 amino acids. The transcript is spliced from 2 exons. Lineage: Eukaryota; Fungi; Ascomycota; Dothideomycetes; Venturiales; Sympoventuriaceae. The record is from RefSeq and is a predicted model, not a curated record.